CCUACUACACAGAUGGAGAGCCAAAGGAAUCUGACUGAAUUCAUUUUAAUAGGUCUUACACAGAACUCCCAAAUGCAGAAAGUAGUGUUUGUGAUCUUUUUGAUUCUGUACAUAAUGACACUAUCAGGCAACCUCCUCAUCGUGGUGACCAUUAUCCACAGCCAGGCACUGAGUUCCCCGAUGUAUUUCUUCCUGAGUCACCUUUCUCUGAUAGACACGAUUUACACCUCUUCAUCAGCUCCUAAGUUGAUUGUAGACUCUCUUCAAGAGAAGAAAGUCAUCUCCUUUACUGGGUGUAUGGCUCAGGUCUAUGCAGAGCACAUUUUUGGAGCUACUGAGAUCAUCCUGCUGACGGUGAUGGCCUAUGACCGUUAUGUAGCCAUCUGUAAACCCCUGCACUAUGCGACCAUCAUGAACCACAAGCUAUGCAUGCUACUGGUGGCAGUGUCCUGGACGGGAGGAUUUCUCCACGCAACGAUUCAGAUCCUCUUCACAGUCUGGCUGCCCUUCUGUGGUCCCAACGUCAUAGACCAUUUUAUGUGUGACUUGUACCCCUUGUUGAAACUCGUCUGUAUGGACACCCGCACCCUCGGUCUCUUCGUUGCUGCCAACAGUGGGUUCAUUUGCCUCUUUAACUUUCUCCUCUUGAUGGGAUCCUAUGUGGUCAUCUUGCGCUCUCUGAAGAACUACAGCUUGGAGGGGAGGCGCAAAGCCCUCUCCACUUGUGUAUCUCACAUGAUAGUAGUUGUCUUAUUUUUUGUACCCUGCAUAUUUGUGUAUCUGCGCCCAGUGACCACUUUGACCAUGGAUAAAGCAGUUGCUGUGUUUUAUACUAUGGUGGCUCCUAUGUUAAACCCUUUAAUCUAUUCCUUUAGAAAUACUGAGGUAAAAAAUGCAAUAAGGAAGCUUUGGAGAAAAAAGGUGGCUUCAGAUAGUAAUUAA
This is a messenger RNA of Dipodomys spectabilis (banner-tailed kangaroo rat), 942 nucleotides long. Its product is annotated as olfactory receptor 4C12. Gene Ontology annotation, cellular component: membrane. The transcript has a single exon. Gene Ontology annotation, molecular function: G protein-coupled receptor activity; olfactory receptor activity. Gene Ontology annotation, biological process: G protein-coupled receptor signaling pathway. The coding region runs from base 13 to 942 and encodes 309 amino acids. The record is from RefSeq and is a predicted model, not a curated record. NCBI's taxonomy places the organism in Eukaryota, Metazoa, Chordata, Mammalia, Rodentia, Heteromyidae.